Molecule: messenger RNA, 5479 nt
Organism: Salvelinus namaycush (lake trout)
Lineage: Eukaryota; Metazoa; Chordata; Actinopteri; Salmoniformes; Salmonidae
Product: Krueppel-like factor 8
Exons: 7
Coding region: 225-1370 (381 amino acids)
Biological process (GO): regulation of transcription by RNA polymerase II
Molecular function (GO): RNA polymerase II cis-regulatory region sequence-specific DNA binding; DNA-binding transcription factor activity, RNA polymerase II-specific
Source: RefSeq, a predicted model, not a curated record
CGCGGCAACAACACACCGAGAGAGAGAGAGACGCUACUGGGGGAGGAUAGAGGAUCAGUCGACGCCGUGGAUAUGAUCUAAAAUAAUAUCCUAAGAGGCAAACGGUACACCUUUCUCCCAAAUAGGACUUUGAUUCGAAAGGUGGAAAACUGCCAACAAGAUUACUAUUAUUUAAAUUCACCCUACCGACCCCCCCCUCCCUCUACUCCACCCUAGCUACCGAGAUGCACACCGAGACUCGAAGCAAGAAAUGCCUGUCGAGUCCUAAGGCCAGAGGUGGUGUCAGCUCCCAGCCACAACCCAAGAAGGAGUCCCAACCCCAGCGGCCCGAGUUGACCAAGAAGGAACCCAAGACGGAGCCUCAUACCCAGGAGGAAGAAGAAAACAUGCCCUCGGUACACAUCAAACCAGAACCACAGGAGGUGGAGUCCACGCAGGCUGAAGUAGGUGAGGAGUGUCCCCAGCCUACAGACCUGAAGAUCAAGACAGAGAAGACCCAACCUGUGUCUCCCCCUCCACUCUGCACAGCCACAGACACAACAGCAGACUCCUCCCUCCCCCCGGAGGACCAGACGGAACCUGUCGACCUGUCCCUCGGCAAGCCUCGCUCCUCCCUGCCCGUCUCUACGCCGACAGCCAACCCCGUACCGAGUUCCGUGGCGAUGCCCACGCUGUCGGCAACCCCCAUCCAUACGAUGCUCUCCCCCGGGUCCAUCCUAGCAUCCACCCAGGGGGCAGGCGGUCAGCAGAUCCUGCAUGUCAUCCACACCAUCCCGUCGGUCAACAUGCCCAGCAAGAUGGGCCAGCUGCAGACCAUCCCCGUGGUGGUCCAGUCUCUGCCCGUAGUCUACACCACCAUGCCCACGGACGGGGUGGCCACCGCUGCCAUCACAGUGCCCCUCAUCGGGAGUGACGGGCGCUCGGAGGGAUCCGUGCGUAUCAAGCCUGGCUCGGCGUCCCCAGUGGAGUACCAGAGUGACAGUGAUGUGGAGAGUGGGACAGAGUCGGGUUCUGCUUCCUUCAGUACCCCGGGACUGGACACAGGGUCAGGCGUAGACAUGGACAUGCAGGUGGACCCUGAUUCGCCGGAUAUGAAGAGGAGGCGUGUCCAUAUGUGUGACUAUGAUGGCUGUAACAAGGUGUACACCAAGAGCUCACACCUCAAAGCCCACCGCAGGAUACACACAGGAGAGAAGCCGUACCACUGUACAUGGGAGGGCUGUACCUGGAGGUUCGCCCGGUCAGACGAGCUGACGCGACACUUCCGUAAACACACAGGCAUCAAGCCCUUCCGCUGCACCGACUGUGACCGCUCCUUCUCCCGGUCUGACCACCUAGCCCUGCACCGGAGACGCCACGUCAUGAUGUGAACCAUGACCGCUGACCCCUGACCUUUGACCUUUAAACCUUAAACCCCCUGCUACCUUCGCCCUCCAACCCAUCACCUCCCUCCCCAGCCCCCCUCGGGACUCAGAUGGAACUCAAAUGGGAGGGCCUGAACUCUGACCCCUAGAGGUUCUCUGCUGUGUCACUUCCUUUGGCUGUUCCCCCUCCUCUCCUCUCUCUAAAAAAGAACCAAGGUUAAGACAACAUACAUUUUCCACGCGGGAGCGUUCGAAAAUAAACUCAUACAUUGGACCAACACUGAUUCUACAGGAUUACCAUUGAAAACGUCACCAGUGGUCAAGAAAUCAAGUAAUAAAGUGGCGGUAGAUCAUUUGAAAAACAUUUACAUCAAUAGAAUGACCGUAAAACAGUUAUGUUAUGUGUUUGCAGAGUAGUUAGCUGAAGUUCACUACGAUUGUGUUUAUUUUCCACUUUGAUGGCGAGCUUUCUGUACUGCUAAAAUUCCCUUUCAGUCAUUUUUGAUCGCAUUGCUGGUCCAUUGUUUAGACCUAGUCUUCUCUACGCCCAUGCCUCGUCCUCCAUUUCGAACUGUGGGUCAUCGUGGAGAUCAUUACAUUCAAGAGGUGGAGAAUGAAGAUCCCAAAAGGAUGACAAGAGUUUGUUGUUGUUUUCUGGUUGCUUAGCACCUGAAGGGGUAGUCCACAACUCUCAUACCCCACAGCUUACCUCCUCGUUUCUCCCUCACACCCCACGCAGUGUGCACACAGCCAGAGGCCAUCUACUUCAACAGCACCCUAUCCAUCCAGAAGAUCGACUAGGGAAGACAAACCAGGGAUAGAGCAGAGAGAGAUGGACAGGCUGGACUGAGAGAGAGACCGAGGACAUACUUUGAAAUGAUGCAGGGUUACCUAGAUCACACACUCGGCUCAGAGCAAGAAGAGGAGGGGGACAGAGAGGAGGUGGAGGAGGCAGGGAAGGAUAUGUGGCUUUUGUGUCAGUUUUGUUUAUUUGAGAGGGGAAAACACUUCAGAGAUUACUUUUCAGCUGUCGAGCAACUGUUUACUGUGUCUGAUCAUCUUCUGUUAACCUGCGCUGCGUGCAUGGGCUAGCCGUCUGUACGUGUGUGUGAUUGUGUGUGAGCGUUAGUGUAGUGUGUGCUAUUUAAAGACAGUUGAUGAUGCAUCAUGUCCUCUCCUCCGUACAUAUAAUUUCCUCAGCAGAGUCAGCAGACCCCUCGGGUGUGGCGGUGUAGAAAUGUCUUAUUCGGUCUUAUUCAACCCCCUUCCGCUCCAUUUCUCCGCUCCCCCAUCUCCUGAAACAGGGAGCUACAAGAGUGUGAAGAAUUCUGUUUUAUUAAUAGUUUCAAUCAGAAAUGAAAUCAUGUUCACUUGCCCCACAGUUAUAGCUUGUUGUUCAGUAACAGUAUUUGUGUUGUUAAAAAAAAAAAAAGGCCUUCUGUAGUUUUUCUCAUUUUCUUCUCUUUCUCUUUGCUAAUGAUUGGCUCGUAACAUAAUAACAUCCAUUUUUUUGUUGUUGACUAUUUCAUAUCCUUAGAUUGUGCUUGAGGCUGUAAAAGUAGAACAAGAAAAAGGUUGAGAUUACAAACUAGGGGAGCUUGUGUUUGUGCGCGUAACAAAUAAUCAGAGCUGAGGAUUUUAGAAGGGUGUGUUCGGUGCAGCAGUGUGUUACCUCUCGCCCGUCGGAGCCUUAAUGAAUCAAAGUCAAUCUGAGAAGCUCUGUUUUUCGAAACGCACGUUUGUUUUGAGACCCCGGGGAAACGGGGUCUCUUUGCCCCCCGGCGACACGUCGCGAGGCACUCUGUUGUUACGAGCAUUCCUGCCCAUUUCGACCCAAAUCAGGGCCUGUAUUCACAAAGGGUCUCAGAGUAGGAGUUCUCGAUCCAUAUGAUCAUAUUCAUUAUUAUCUAAAAGGCUAAACUGAUCCUAGAUCAGUGCUCCUACUCUGAGCCUGACUGAUCUCCAUGUCUUAAGGUGGCUGUUUUUAGCUCCUGCUCUCUUGUGUUCACUUGAUUAUGCAACCUCCACAGACCUGGCUCCUAGCGCUGGUUGAAUAUGUGUUGCUACUGGAACAUAUACAGCUCUCGCUACUAAGCACUGUUCUGGAGUCAGUGGUAAUGUACAUCUUGCUACUGGGACGUACACAAACCUCCCUCUUAAGCGCUGUUCUGAAGUCAGUGGCUAAGUACAGCUCCUAUGGUACAUGCAUACAGAGGGCAUACUAAAGAACAUGUAAACAAAGUGUUUGACUCUCUCCCUGGCAGUCGCAGCAGCCAUCAUCAUUUCAAAACGCUGGCUAAAUAAAACAUGAUUGAAUUUAAGAUCCUUUUUCUCUUGACAAUAUAAAAACAAAGUGCAGAUAAUAAUGCUUUUCUAACUGGGAACCCGGCCUUGGUGUGAGUUGAGUUGAGCGCAUGCCUGAAGCAGAGAGGGAUCUUAUUGGUCCACACAGAGCAAUGCAAUGUUCCUAUGAGUUUCUAUCAUUCUCUGCUUCAACUCCUAGCAAUGUUACUAAGCACAUCUUUCUAGAAGAGGACAUGCCUUUGAUUGCAACUUGUUAUUCGAUGGUAUUAGACAUUAAGGACUAUGAGAAAUGAAUUAAAGAACAAGACGUGUACAUACUGUAUAUAAUCAAAAAGUCCAUAAUAAAUGUAACAGGUGGAGUUCUAUUUUUAACACUGACUAGACAAUGUGAAAAAUAUCUUUUUUUCUUUGAUUUACAACUGAAAUGCUGAAAUGUGUUAUAUAAAAAAAAGUUUCUUUUUUUUUAAAUGUCCUAAAAAUCAGUCCCAUUUGUGUUGUGCACAUUUUGUUUUUGUGAAGUUGGCAAGCAUGUCGGUGUGAUCAUGGUGCCCUAACCUAACAGUCCUAAUGACCUGCAACCCGCAACAACAAAAACAUGAAGGACCGUCUUAACCUGAACAACCGUCCAAAAUGGCACCCUACCCCCUAAUGCACUUCUUUUGACCAGGACCCCUAGGGCUUUGGUUAAAAGUAGUGCACUAUAUAGGGAAUAUGGGGCCAUUUAGGACGUACCCAGAGUUGAAAAUAUCUGUUAUCAUUGGUCAAACCCACCUCACCGCAUUGAUGCGUACAAUACAAGUACCCCUUUAAUGUCCAUUGUGAAGUAUUACUCCAUAUACCACAAAGAAAACAAUGCCAUAAUACAUCAAUACAGUACACCAAUAUAGAAAUGUUCUGUCCAACAAAAGAUAGAUCCAUCUGUGGUUUAGACAUGGCAGCAUACCACUUAAGACUUGAUGACCCUCUAUACUGUACUGUAUUUGUACAAGCCCAUUUAUCCACUUCACUAGUCACCCCUCACUUCAACAAUAUGGCACCACAUAAUGUAAGGGUGGAUUGAUUGUGUGUGUGUGUAUAAGUGUGUGUGCAUGUGUGUAUAAGUGUGUGAGUGUGCCUCUUCUUAUCAUUAAUUAAAACUCCUUUUCUUAAAGUAACUGUCUAGUGUUGACAGAUUUUCAUGACAUAUCGCCUAUAAUUAAUAACAAUGAGUGAAAUUGUUUUACUUUCCUGUUUGUUUUAAUGAAUUAUGUUAAAACGCAGGUUUUCUGCGUUGCAAUGGUGUAGGUGUACCCCAACGACAGAAUGGUAUGGGCGUAUACCGGUCAUUAAAAAUAUUCGUGCCAGUAGACCGCUGAUUGGCCAGCUCAUCCUCCUUCAGGAGGAUGACAUCAUCCUCUAUGAGGAAAUGGCAAGCAUUUUUUAAACGGUCUGUUUGAGAUACACAUUUGAGCUGGGGUUUUUUAAGAAAAAAAUCUCCAAAUUAUGCUUUGGCCACAAAUACAAGUAUUGGAUGAGUAAACAACAUUAUUUAGGUAUGGGUUAACAGAAUAGAUUUUCACUGGCCACUUACUUUAACAACCUUGAAAGCAUUAACUUUUGGGCCAGUACUAUAUUACUCAGUGCAAUGCAGUUAUUGUUAUUGUCAUUAAUAUUAUUUGUUUUGUAUUUGUACAGAACAAAUGUGUAAAGAUCAGUGAGGAAGAACGUGAGCUUUUUGAUACUGUGAGAAAUGGUGUUUCAUUAAGUCUGUUUCCCCCUGUACAGUUGAGAUUUACCCCACUCCUUUUAUAGAAUAAAAGGUUUUUGGUGCA